GGGGGCCGAGCGUCGUUUAAGAGUUCGGGGCCGGAACUCGGCCCGGGCUGUCAAGGGGCCGGGGCCCGGGGGCUGAGAGGCUGGAGCCUCCAAGGGAUGAGAGAGGAUCGUUGCCUGUCGCCCCGACGUAUUACCCCAGGCAACAUGAGGCUACUCGCUGCCCUUCCCUCCUCCACUAUUGAUGCCUCCCAGGAAGAAACGCCAAAGCCAAUCUCGGAAACCACAACUGGCCUUCCGACAAGGACCUCUGGAGGGACCCAAGCAUCCCUAUGGAUCCCCACAACCAGCCGCAGCCCUCCCACGGCAUGCCCAAGUCAAACCUAUAGACCACAAGACCAUCACCUCUUGGGUGUCUCCUCAGUUUGAGAAUACAGGAGGCUGGUUGCCAAUCUACCAGAAACAACAUCAGGUGCCUUACAAUCUUCGGAAUCUGGCAAAAGGUUCAAGUCGAAAAGCAACCAAGAAUAGGUUUCCACCUCUGUCCUUUGAGAGUUCAGUGUCUUCUUCUAGUGAACCUGCUCUGGACGAUCUCUCAGUUACGGACUUUCCUAUGCAGUGUCCAAAGGACACUGCCAGAAAACCCUUGAUCCCUUUAUUCAGUCCUCAAAGCUGUGAAGAAUUGUCCUCUCAUGACCUUCAAAAUUCAGGUUACAUGGUUAUCCCACCUGAUAUCCAAACCCCAGAACAGUCCCCUGUGAGGGAUUUUGGGCAUAUUCCCACAGACCAGAGGCAGCAUAUGAGAAGGAGCUGCCCCCUCCUAAUGGAUCCUCCCAAGAGCCCAGCACCAGGACCUGUACUGGUUGCAGACACACCAGAGGAGAUAUAUGGGCUGAAGGUAACUUGGAGACGACGAUAUCAACUUCUUACUUACCUCAGGGAGAAGGGGAAAUUGAGCAUGAGCCAGUUUCUUGUGAAGACAUGAGUGGAACCUUGAAAUACUGAUCUCUUUUUAUCAAUAACUUGGAUCCAGAAGGGCAGAAAUUUACAUUGCCCCAUGGACGGUUUUUAUAGUGCUGCUAAAUCCAAUUUCUGACCCUUGAAGAGAUCAAAUCAACAGACUCAAGUAUCAUUUAGGACCCUAGUGGUCAUUCCUGUUGAUUUAAUAGGGAACCAUAAGCCCCAGAAUUAUUAUGUAAAUAUGUAAAUUAUGUAAAGCUGAAGUUCCCUAAUAUGUUUUUUGGUAUUGCUAGUUCUUGGCAUAGCAUACACAGAGCGUUCUUUUUAUAUUUUUCCUCCUGCUAUUUAUCCAGUUUAAAGGUAAUUCAUAGCAGGUAGAGGGGAAAUGGUCAUACAAUAUUUUCAACAAAUUGUAAAUAUGCACAUAAGAAUGAGAAGAUAACUUUUAGAAAAUAUUAAAAAUGUUUACAAAUAAAUGCA
Trichosurus vulpecula (common brushtail) is the source of this 1377-nucleotide messenger RNA. It is a transcript of the gene RHNO1, whose product is annotated as RAD9-HUS1-RAD1 interacting nuclear orphan 1. The coding region runs from base 182 to 922 and encodes 246 amino acids. NCBI's taxonomy places the organism in Eukaryota, Metazoa, Chordata, Mammalia, Diprotodontia, Phalangeridae. Gene Ontology annotation, biological process: recombinational repair; cellular response to ionizing radiation; DNA damage checkpoint signaling. Gene Ontology annotation, cellular component: nucleus; chromosome. The transcript is spliced from 3 exons. The record is from RefSeq and is a predicted model, not a curated record.